AGGCUAUCGGACACCAGACUGAUAAGAUUUCCUAAUAAUCUACAAGAUUAUUCAAAAGUUGUCACAUUUAGAAAAAAACAAAAACAUGCCAAGGAUUGUGGAGUGUGUACCGAACUUUUCAGAGGGCCGUAACAAGGAGGUGAUAGAGGCCAUUGCCAAUGCCAUUGCUUCUACAGAUGGCUGUAGUUUGCUGGACGUUGACCCAGGAGCGUCCACCAAUCGCACAGUGUACACAUUUGUAGGGUCACCAGAGGCCAUUGUAGAGGGUGCCCUCAAUGGAGCAAGAGUGGCAUAUCAAGCCAUUGAUAUGAGGAGGCACAAAGGAGAACAUCCCAGGAUGGGGGCCCUCGAUGUAUGUCCAUUUAUUCCUGUUCAAAAUGUCACCAUGGAGGAGUGUGUGGAAUGCGCCAAGGAGUUCGGAGAGAAACUCGCCAUAGAGUUGGGAGUCCCAGUGUAUUUGUAUGCUGAAGCCACAGAAAAUCCCAAUAGAAAGUCGUUACCAUUUAUUCGACAAGGGGAAUACGAAGGACUUCCUGAGAAGUUAUCUCAACCAGAGUGGAAACCAGACUUUGGUUCACCAGAAUUUGUUUCAAAUUGGGGAGCCACGGUAACCGGUGCCAGGAAUUUUCUAAUUGCCUACAAUAUAAACCUCCUAGCGACAAAGGAACAGGCACAUCGAAUUGCCCUCAACAUCAGGGAGCAGGGCAGAGGCAAAGAACAGUGCUAUGGAACAGGUUUUGAUGUGGAGGGGCAUUAUGGAACUAAAUGGCAAUAUCAGCCUGGUAGAUUGAAGCAUGUGCAGGCGAUCGGCUGGUACCUGGAGGAGGCUAACAUGGCCCAAGUGUCGGUCAAUAUCACUGACCAUGAAGUGACCCCAAUCCACAAAGUCUAUGAGGAAGUUCUCAAGGACGCAAAGGAUCUAAAUAUAGCAGUAUGUGGCUCUCAGAUUGUGGGCCUGGUUCCACUUAAGGCCGUCCUGCAGGCAGCUGACUACUACAUGGAGAAGGAUAAUCUCUUUAUUCUGGAGGAGGAUCAAAAACUGAGACUGGUUAUCAAUAGAUUGGGUCUGAAUUCCUUGGGACCAUUUAGUCCUAAAGAGAGGAUUAUAGAAUACAUGAUUUUAGACGACGCUGAUGGAGGACCGCUGGUAUCUAUGAAUGUCAGGGACUUUGUGAUGACUGUGGGGUCCAGGUCUCCCUCCCCUGGGGGAGGGUCUGUAGCUGCCUUGGCAGCCAGCCUGGGUGCCUCAUUGGGCAGUAUGGUGGGGUUUCUUACCUAUGGAAACAGGAAGUUUUUCGAGCUGGACAGUAAAAUGAGAGAACUGAUACCCCCUCUGUACAAAGCCAUGAAGGAUCUGAUGCAGUUCGUGGAUGCUGAUGCUGCUGCUUACAGUGAAUAUAUGUUGGCAAGUAAAUUACCCAAAGAGACAGAGGAAGAGGAAACAAUGCGAGAUUUGGCCAUGCAGGAAGGCAUCAAGACAGCCAUACAGGUCCCAGUGACCGUCUCGAGAAUUGCCAAUCAUAUCUGGCCGACCAUUAAAGAACUAGCCAAAGCGUGCAACAUCAACUGUAAAUCUGAUCUUCAGGUUGGUGUGAGAAUGCUCGAGACUGGCGUGUGGGGGACAUAUUACAAUGUCACAACCAACCUGGCUGACUUAAAGGACCCGGAAUUCAAGACUCAGGUCAAGGAGGAAAUUUCAGCUGCAUUAAAAUACGCACAGGAGGAGUGUGCAGCAACACUGAAAAUCCUUGAGGCGCGGAAAGAAUAGACGAUGUGUUCAAAACGAAACCGCAAUACACCAGUUCAUGUCCGUCUGCCUAGACAUUCUGUUUGUUGUGAGAUGUGUGAUUUAAAAGGUUAUAAUUCAAUAGGACUGAAUGUUUAAAUACGGCAAUGUAGUAUUUAAGUCUUGUUUUUGCAUUUUAAAAGUUCCGUUCUUAAGAUGCUUUGAUUGUUUCUCAUGAUAAAUGUCUGUGUUUUGUUAACUACCGGGUACUUCAAGGUCAAGAUUUUUUUCGAAACAUGAAAAAAAAAAGUCAAUUAUUAAAUAUUUCUAUUUUUAUUCAUGUUUAACUAUAAUCAGAAUUUAAAAGUGCCCCAGGAAUAUUUUUGUUGUGAAAGUAGACUCAUUACAGAAUUAGUGACUUAUGAAGUGUUUGUUCUUUUAAUUAGUACUGCUGACUGUUCAUUUUAUAAAUUGUGUUUUUGCCUCGUACAGUAUGCUUGUAUCACCAUGCUAAAUUUUCAUUCUUGUCAGUAACUGUAGUAACACCUUCAAAUAUAGGCAUCCAGUGAUUUAGGAAAAUAAUUUUGAUUUUUUAAUUAGGGUGAAAAAUUAGUAGGGAAAAAUAAGGAUAUCAUAUCCUUUGAUUGCGACUGGAACUUCCUUGUUUCUCCAUCCAUGAUGUAGAUUGAUGUUACAUGAACUUUAAACCAGCGUUUGUUUAUGUCGAGUUAUGUUUUUAAGUAAGCCUAAACUUAGAUUUGCUCAUGAAUUGCCAAGGGUAAAAGUGUUUGUGUCAAUUAUAUUCGCGAGUGAGCGUAUACUUUAUUGAUUGAUUAGCGACUCGAAGAUAAAGUGUUUGUGUCGGGUUACCGGUAUAUUCGUGUAUGAGCCCUAACUCUACUCUUUUCAUAUUAACAGAAUGACUGCUCUGCAGUGACAGAGGUGUUCACAAAUCUCACCAUUUUUUUCUCACUUGCGAAUAAAAUCUCCUUGACAGUCGCUGUAUAGGAUUUCAUUGUCUGAGACUUUGUCAGAAAUUAUUUUAAAAAAUAAUUGAAGGAUGCCAUGGUAACCAUGUAAAUAUUGUUUUUGUGAUUUCAGCUGAGCUUUAAAAAGGAUUUAGAAUAAUAUCAUGCUUUGUCAUGCGAAGUGGCCUUUCAGUUGUGCUUAUAAAGCAGUGGUAUUUUGUGGUUUUUGUUGCUGUAACAGAUCGAGUGCUGGCAUUGCGUAGUAAAUUUAUUAACAUGAAUCAUUCUGUAUUCAGAAGUCGAUUUUUUUCUGAAUAUCUGGAGUUUUUGUUUCCAUAUCUAGUAAUAUAGCAUUUAGAUUUUCAGUCAUUGAAUAUGAAAUUCCAUCAUUGAUACAUGUAAUUAGCACCUUUUAGUUUUAACGUUAUUAUGAUGGAGCAAGGAUUCGUCUUUUCUGACACAACAUACACGUAUUUUAAGAUUUUUAGUGGAUGAAAUCCAAUUUUUUGUGAUGAUAAUAUUUUCAAACAUUUUAUUUUUCUUACAUAAGAAGCAGAUCUCUUUGUUCUUUUUAUUUGUUUUUUGUUUAUAUGUGGGGAUCUUAGUUUUUAGGCAUUGUUAAAAUUGUUGGGAGUACUUUUUAUUUAAUUUCCCAUGUAAUCUUCAUACAAAAUGGCUGUGUACAUAUAUGUUUUGUUGCAUUUCGAUAUGAUAUGUGAAUCAUGUUUUAUUGAAACCACAGACACAAAUGUAAGGGUAACAUAAUUAUUAUUGAUAUAUUUAUUAUUGAUAACAUGCAUGUAUAACAUGAUGUUAUUAAUUAGGGUGAUUUAAUGGUGUGAUAUAUUUAUAGAAGUACUAACGAGUUGUUAGCUAGGAGUACACGUAUUGAUCGUGUAUAAAUGUACAAGUCUGUAUGGAAACUUUGUGCCAUCAAUCUUGAAAUUUACGAAAUGAAGCGAGUGUGUAGAUUUCAGUUUAAUGUUACUGUGUUUCUCUCUCCACUGCCUCUAUGGAUGAUCUGUUUAAUGUAAUAAAGAUUUUAAGUUGACUACUGGAACCUCAACUCCCUUUUCUAUUAUAUAAAAUCCCAAAAUUUUUUAAUAAUUUCCAACAAAUUAAAAAUAUUAAAGAGUUAAAGAGCAAUGUAUUUCAAUUUUCAAGAAUUUGUAAUUUUUUCAAAGAAAAAAAGUUUUGUUUCUCAAAUGGCAUUUUAGGCAAGGAGCUACCCCCACCCCCCCACCCCCCCCCCCCUUUUGAUUUCCUUUAAACAGGAAAUUAGCUUGUGAUAUGUAGAGGUAAAAUUGAAUGGGGAGAAUAGUACUUAGCCCAGUACAGAUACACUUUGAUCAGUAAUUUUUAAGUUAUUUCUGAUGUAAAAUAUAUACAGAUCAUUAUAUUUCAGUACCAAAUUUCCCAUGUUUGAAUUGGUCUAAAUAAAAAACACAUCGGAGGGAGCUCAGGUUCCUGGACCCACCAAGCAGUGUGGGACUUUAACCUACCCCCCCCCCCCCCCCCCCCUCUCGUCAACCUCCUUCCUGAUGUUACUUCAUGAUUCAACCACCUGAAUCUGUGUACCUUUUUUGACAGUUUUGGCCCACAACGACCUUUAUUUGAAACAGCCAUUACUGUAUUGAUAUAUCUAUUGCUACAUUGAGUUGUAGUAUUGAAGUAGUACUACUGUACACUAAACUUGGUAGAAAGGUAUAUAAUUAUCAUGAAUUUGUUACAUGUAUAUUUAAGUCACAUUCCAUAUACAGAUUUAUAAUGAAUUCAGUAUUAAUGCAAUCCAUAAUUCGUUACAAUGUAUUUGAAAUUUUAUUUUACAUUACAGAUAAGAACUUUUACCCCAAUGAAUGUUAUGUUUGUAUAUCAGGUUAUUGGCCUCUCUAUUUACAUGUACAGAGAAACUAGAACUAGUCAAUGGAUGCUGGAGACAAAGACUGAAUAAGUUUCAUGUUUAAUUUUCAUUGCAUGCAGAUUUAGUUUGUACACCGAGUGACAACGAGCUUUGUGACUGGAGUUUUGUUAAUUUUCAAAUACUAGAGUAUUUUUUGUGCUUUGCAUCAAUUUUUGACAAUACAAUUAUAGAAUGAUAAAAA
This is a messenger RNA of Ostrea edulis (European flat oyster), 4796 nucleotides long. Its product is annotated as formimidoyltransferase-cyclodeaminase-like. The record is from RefSeq and is a predicted model, not a curated record. Gene Ontology annotation, molecular function: folic acid binding; transferase activity. NCBI's taxonomy places the organism in Eukaryota, Metazoa, Mollusca, Bivalvia, Ostreida, Ostreidae. The coding region runs from base 86 to 1768 and encodes 560 amino acids. The transcript has 16 exons.